UGAGUGUGUGCACCGUCGACCCAGAUGUCAGCACAGAGCACCUCUGUCAAAUUCAGUCUGCUCUGGUUCUAAUGAACCGUGCUCCCAAAAUGAGGUCUUUACCCGCAGGCCGGUUUAGCUGCUCUGCCUCGCUCUCAUACAAAGGCUAGCUGGGUCUCUCUGCCUGCUGUGGAAAUUAGCCGCACAAUGGGAGUCUCAAAGUUCAGAGCUGGAGGCUCGUCACCUCAGAAAAAAGGGCUUUUACUGGGUGAGAUUAGUAUGAUUGAUUUGAUUGGAGCUGGACUAUAAAAGCUAUAAAGCUUCUUUAGCCACUCAAAUCCAGCUGGACUGGAAAUGUGGGUCGGAGCAUUCGGAGCCUGAUCGCUGAUAACGGGCCUGAAUGCCGGCUCUCCGGACGCGGACUGGGACCUGUGACUGAUAUCCUGUGCCGAGUGAUGGAGACGGGUGGAAGGGCUAGGAGAGGAGUGAGGGACGAUAGAGAGAACUCUCCACUGUUCCAGUAUUUGCAGGAUCUAGGACACACCGAUUUUGAGGCAUGUGCACCCAUCUCUCAGACUCAGGAGGAGGAGCUGAACGCCCAGGAGAGGCUUCUUCCCCAGGACAUCCUCCCCCCAUCCAGAAAGGGUGGUAUUUGGAGGUUGGCUGAGGCGCUGCGAUGUCUGAGUCCGUUCCAUCGGGGCAGUGCCUCCCUGCGGCAGGAGCAUCAGCUGGAUGCUGCGUUUCGUCAGUACACACUGCGCUGUGUGUUGUCUCAGGAUGUGCUGUUGCAGGAAGAUGUGGAGCUAAUCGAGCUUUUAGACCCCAGUGCUCUGUCUCUGGGAUCAACCAGUACUGUCUGUCCCAGUGCUACCACAGCCCUGCCUGCACCUCGCUACCUCUCAUCACCGUCUAUAUGGGAUGUCUCUGUACUGGUCGGACUGGUGGCUGUCCUGCUUGGAGUUUGGUGUUCUUGUCCUGAGGAUAGUCCGUUCCUGCUGUGGCUGUUUGUGUGCGUGGUUUGUGUGGUAUGUGUGUGUCGUGGUGUGUCUCUGUGGCGUAAGGCCGGGUUGCAGAAAUGUGUUCAAUCUCAGGCCAUCCAGUUGGAGAGUCUGGUGCUGAACAGCCGAGCGCUGACUGGCCUCGCCCGCAAAUCCCUCCGCCUCAUCCAGGAGACUGAGGUCAUCUCUCGUGGAUUCACCCUUUUACUCGACAGGGUGAGUGCGGCCUGUCCCUUCAACAGGGCGGGGCAACUGCGCAGCCAGCAGCUGAUUGGCCUGAGGAAAGCAGCCUACCAGAGUCUACGCUGCGCCUUCAGAGCCUCGCGCCUCGCCACCUGCAUUAUGCUUAAAUCUUUUCCUCUGAACUCGGAGAUCGACAAUGUCACCAACUACGUCUCUACCGUGCCAAUCAGAGAACUGGGUCUCGGUCUGGGGGCGGAGCAUCUUUCUGACGAACAGGCGCAGGAGCUAACAAAUGACUACAGUCUGCCUGCCCUAAAGCUGUUGUUUCAGUUGUGGGUGGGCCAGAGUUCAGAGUUUUUCCGCCGGCUGGCUCUGCUUCUGUCCUCGGGCAGGGAGGACCCCGAGCCCAAGUCCUGCCCGCUGGCUUACCAAAGCAUCGCUGCCAUCACCAGCUCCCUCCAUCCCACCCUGGCCAGCUGCCUGGGCGACCUGCAGCGCAGCUACAACUUCCAUCGCUACUUUGAGACGCAACACCAGGCGCAGGCCUCGAGUCGGACGGGACGUGCCCGGCAGAAAUGCAGAGAGCUGAACUCGCUUCACACCUCCGUCCGCAGCCUGCAGCUCCACCUCAAAGCCCUCCUCAGCGAGGUGAUUAUCCUGGAGGAUGAGCUGGAGAAGCUGAUGGUGGCAAAGGAGGCGGAGGAGGUGACUUGUGCAGGGUAUCAGGAGCUGCGGGAGCGACUGCACCUCCUGCAGCCCCACAUGCAGGCCAGCUCCUGCUGCUGGGACGACAUGACUGCACAGGUGGAGCGCAUGCUGCGCCGGGUCACCAGCUGUCCAGGAAAUGAAGAAAGUCCAGAGGAAGCAGCUGGUCCUGCACCGCCUCCUUCUGCCCCCAUCAAACACAUACAGGACAGAGACCCCAUCCCGGAGGAGCAGGAACUGGAGGCGUACGUCUCAGACUCUGACUCGGACACAGGGUGGGGCGGGGUUGUGGACAUGCUCUCGCCGUGGGAGCGCGAGCGUCAGCGUUCUGAGCGGGACGAAUCACGGAGAGUUUUGCUGGAGCUCAAAUCUGUCCUGGGCUUCCGAACAUCAGAAGGAGAGAGAGACAAGCGCAAAUUAAUGCUGUUCAGUGACCAAGCCGCAUUGGCCCAGGUCACAGAGGCCCCAGAGCGUCCCACUAUCCUGGAAUUGCCAGCAGUUCUAGACUGUGGCCAGCUCACAACGGUCACGGGCAACCACGUAUCCCAGCAGCCACUGGGGGGAGGUGGAGAGGAGGGGCAGGAAGACGGAGAGACUGAGAAAGACUGCACGGAGGACAGAGAGAAAGACGUCAGAACGGAAUUCUGCUGCGGCACUGCUGAAGUCACUGAGAAAGCGGAAGACAAAGGAGGUGGGCAGGACGAAACGGAACCAGUACAACUCUUCCAGUCGGAUGGGUUGAUUGACGAGGAGGGGCUAGAUGGGACACACCCCCUCACUCCCAAAGUCCCAACCCUCUCAGUGAUAAGCAGGCUGACGGAACUGCAUGGCUCAGAAGCGCUAAGUUUUGGCUCCGCCCUCGCUGCCCAGGUAGCUGCUCGCUCUCACACCUUUACACAGCUGCAGGAAUGCACUUAUGGGGACUCGGAGGAGGAGGAGGAGGAGGAGGAAGAGGACGAUGGAGCAGAGGGGGAGGAGGUGACAUCACAGCUGAAGAAACUGACAUCAGAGACGAAGAAACAACAUUGAAGGACUGCUGACUGAACUAUUUUACCACAUAGAGGUUAUUUAUUCCCAUGUACAGUAGGUUUAUUUAUUGAGUUUGAGUUCUGGACACAGGCAGCAGUGGCUGGUAUGUGAAUGAGAUUUGUAUGUUCUUUUGCGUGUGUGUGUGUGCGCGUGUGUGUGUGUGUGUGUGUGUGUGCGCGUGUGUGUGUGUGUGUGUGUGUGUUUAAGGUCUCUAAGGUCAUAUAUAUUUCCAUCAUUCAAAAUUUUCUCCCAGUUGCCCUCAGGUACAGGUUAGCACACGCAGACACAGAACUUUACAGUGAUCCACCCGCAUGUAUAAACAAAUGGAUAAACACCUUCAUGCUGUAAUUUAUGUCACUGACGUUACUUUUAACACUAAUCGUCCGUCCACAAACGCGUGCGUCAUGUUUCAGAGUGUGUUUUUUUGUGGUGAAGAUUAUACUGUAAUUAAGGUUGCCCAAUUCAUGACGAAAACUUAAUAAAAGAUGCAAGAUUUUGAUGCAGUGUGUAAAAAUGUAGCUACAAUUUUCUAAUACACUGACAUGGCAUCAUGUCCCAUGACUUUUGGCAUACCCUAAGGAGGCAAAAAAAAGCAUAUGUUCUUAAAAAUGGGAUGUGGUCUUCAGUGAUUUUAGCCAGAGUCGCUUCUCUGUUCAUAUGGACAAUUUUAGCCAGACGCUGCCGGUCACGAUCAUUACCGUAUUCUGCAAUCGCUGUCUACUGUGGGUGGUAAUAUCAGCUUUCUAUCACAUAUUCCUACUACACAUGUGACACUGUGGAUGCAGGAAUGUUAAAUACCUGCACAGCUUCAGAAAUAGAAUUCCCUAUCCAUCUGCACCCACCUGCAUCAGGCCUUGCAUGAACUGUAAUUAAUGCACAUUGGCAAGUGUUCAACUGGUAAUUGCUCACAAGCUAACAGCUCACAACUUUUACGCUUGUGGCCAUUCCUGAGGUAGCUCUUCAUGAUCAAUUUACUUACUGCUAUCCCAUGUCAUUUUUUGGCAUGUUAGGGCUUUUUCAGAUGGACUGGGUGGGCUGUGGCUCUUAUCAUCUGGAGCUGUGUAUCUGCUGGGGUCACUGCCCCAUACAGAACUGACAUUAUUGCUCUCAGAAAAUGAAAGCGUCCUGGUAAAAAGAUCAUCAUGAAUGUACUGUUCUUUGUGUAAAUUAAUCAUAACAGCCCACUGGACUUCAGCACUACAUUACUACCUCUAUAAAUACAGCCCAUUUCUGUUAUUUCUGUCAGUGGUAUUUUGUUAGAGUGGUAUAUUUAGAUUAAUGACAUGAAUAGUCAUUUUUGUCACAUGUUCAAAGAGCGUUUGGGGAGGUUAUGUGUGGGUUGUACGCUGUAUAGCCAAAAGUAUGUAGACACCUGCUCAUUAUGCUUAUUUUAACAAGUGUUAGCCGUCAUAAAGAUUGCUUUCUCAUUUGAUCUAAUUUCAUCCUAAGACAAACUAUGAUACCUGUUUUUUUGCUGGAAUAGGCCUGUGUUUUAAAGGACUAUUAAGGAUUAUAUUUUCUAUUUUAUAACUUAUAAUCAGAUAUUAAAGAAACGUGCAGAGUUAAAGCACGAAAGCCAGCAGACAGUUUUUUUUUUUUUUUUUUUUUUUUUUUUAACUGUGUGGUACAUCACGGAAAAACGGUGUGGGUUUUAGCCUCUGAAUGUAUACAGGUAUAGGCAGUUGUAGCCAUGGAAAAGCAAACUGGCUCUUUUUCUAGUAAUUUUUAGUGGUCAAGUAAUCACUGAGAUUCAGAAAGGUUUUUUAACCAUCGCUGGCUAAUUUAUCACCACCACUAACAUAGUAAGGACGGGCAUUUUGAACAUUGCAAACUUCCAAAAUGUGGCAAUAUGACAACAUGGCAACAUGCGUGAGCUUCAUCUCUAGGGCAGAAAACUCUAUCCAGGGUUUGGAAAUUGGAUUUCAGAGAAUUAAAAUCAGUGAAGAACCUUAUAGAUUUUGAGUGUUUUUUUUUUUUUUUUUUUUUUUUUAGUUUAAAAUUAGCAAGCAAAUGAAUCGCAGUGUGCUAUUGAUAGAAAAUCAGAAGGUUUGAUCAGGAACUGUGCCAAAUGUUUGGGUUUAGCCACAACAGGUAGUGCAAAAAAAUAUAAAAAUGACUGUUUUAGCUUUGAUACAAUCUCAGAUGUAAUACUUGGGUCCUGUACUUCCUGGGUACGUAGUUUUUGUAUCUUUGAUGUCACACUAAACCAUGUAUCUCCUUUUUCACUGCUAUUUGUCUUUUAAAAUUUAUUUCAAUUUUAUGAUUAAUUGAACGAUAGAAAUGCUCCAAAAUCACUUAAAUUCAUAAAUUUAGGAAAUAUAGCGAUGUUGUGUUACAUAAAUCACUCUCAAAACUUAGUAAACACUUGUUGACACUUGGCAACAUUUUACAAUAAAGGUACAACAAUAAACAGUACUUAAGACAGUGAUGAACAUUGUUAAAAGGUUAAGUAGUGUCUCACCAGGUAAUUGACCAGUUAAGACAUUAUUAAACAUUACUAAAUGUUAUGCUUAAAAAUGUUGUAAAUAAUAAGAGAUUAAGUAAAAAAAGUAAUGAUUAAUAUUGUAUUAACUAGUGUCAGUUAAUAAUUAGUUGAGACAUUCUGUGGCGAGUACUAUGUCUCAUAGACUAAUGUACUGUAAACCAGUAUGUCUUUAAUACUUUUAGUUAGGGGGAAAUAUGUGAAUAAUACAUUUCUUUUCAGUUGUAUUCUCCCUACUUUUAAGGAACACAGUUGCACCUGAAGGAUCAUGCUGUACUUUUAAGGGUAUGUUUGCACUGUUUGUACUUUAAUGAAAGGAAAUGGACCUGUACAGUACCUUUUUUCUUAGAGUGAUGCUAUAAAUCAAAUAUUUAAUACUAAAACUUGCCUUAAACACUGUUUCCUGAUUAAAGAGUGUAUGAUUUAUUAUUUUGCACUGGGUUCUCGUGAUGAGUAUGAAAUUCUGGACGCUGUUUUAAAUAUACGCAUCAUUAUCUGUGUGUGUGUCUAUUGUAAAGCCUGUAAAACCUGUCGGCGUGUGGGUCUUGUGUUCGCUACUGUCAAUUCUUUUCCAUGCGUAAUCCUAAACUUCCCCAAUCCCCCACCGUGACCAUGACAGACUGUGUGUGCGUGUGUGUGUGUGUGUGUGUGUGUGUCCUCACUCAACACCAACUAUGCCUUUUCUAAUGGUUGUUACAUGUUUUUUUUUCUGCACUCCAAAUAGCAAACUCCUCCCAUUUCAUUUGUGAAAUAAUAAACCGAUUCUUCAACCUGA
Astyanax mexicanus (Mexican tetra) is the source of this 6151-nucleotide messenger RNA. It is a transcript of the gene vezt, whose product is annotated as vezatin, adherens junctions transmembrane protein. The record is from RefSeq and is a predicted model, not a curated record. NCBI's taxonomy places the organism in Eukaryota, Metazoa, Chordata, Actinopteri, Characiformes, Acestrorhamphidae. The transcript has 12 exons. Bases 435 to 2894 code for a protein of 819 amino acids. Gene Ontology annotation, cellular component: plasma membrane. Gene Ontology annotation, molecular function: myosin binding. Gene Ontology annotation, biological process: cell-cell adhesion.